CUUCGACGACGAAAAAUAAGCUUAAUGGAUCAGUUUUGGAAUUUCUGGGCUUUAUUACUGUGUAUAAGGUUACCAUUUUCAUCACCCUCAUAUCGACAAGUAUUGCAACCGAAGUUUGGGAUCUUGGUUGUUACUCAGAUAACAGAGGCAACCGGGAGUUCAAYGUAUCGGCUGGAAACUACAAAACCAGCGACUCCACACCACAACAAUGCACUUCGGCCUGUGCGCAUGGCAACCUAUACAAGUACGCUGCGACCGAGGGCUCACGCUGCUUCUGCAGCAACUCAAUGAUUAGUGUUACUAAGGUGAAUGAUGACAAAUGUACUAGUGUAUGUACUAGUGGUAUAUGCGAUGGCAAUGUUUACAUCAGGGUCUUUAAUACUAACCUAUCAAUCGCUGAGCUAACUGUGGAGGCACCGSCAUUUGGAUUUCUACUGGAGGACGUUACCCUCACUGCGUCUGUUGCUAAAGGCAAAGUCAAUUCAUCAUACGUCUUCGAUUAUGGAGAUAAAUCGUACGCUCUCUCGACUUGUUGCAAUACCACCCACAAGUACACACAAACYGGCUCCUUCCAKGUKCGAGUUUCAGCCAAAAACAGUCAAUCGGGYCCCAUUCAUUCAUCCAAAUGGAUUCAUAUUGAAAGCAAACUGGGUUUAGUCAGCAUAAAAUGUCCAACCAUGAUAAUACCAUCAGGGAAGAAYACAACUGUCAUGGCGACCACUUCRCAAGGAAGUCGCUUGCGAGGAAAGUUUAUUACAACCCAAGAGCCGACGUCGAGCUUCUUUAACGCGUCAGACGCAUUGAUGGCAGAAAUUGGAUCCAAAGCAUCAUUCGGGAACAUCAGUGGCUCUCCCCAGUCCGACGGUGCUUACAUCAAACCCACGGCCAUGUUUACACAAGCAGGGCGUAUAAAGGCCUGGGAACUGUACUCCUCAAAAGUUGGUCCAAUCCGACUACAGGUUUAUCGUCCUGUUUGCGAGUCACUCCAAGUCUUCUGCCCAUCCACGCGAACAUGCAUCGCUAGUAACAGUACAUGUCAGUCAGCUAUGCAGUUUAAGUGCCCCAGCAAUGGUAGCGUAUGCAUGUACACUGGCAAGUGUUUUCAGGGUUGCUCCAUAAACGAAGCAGCAUAUUCAAAGUCCGCGCUGCCGCUAGUCAACUAUYAACUUAUAUCAGAUGCCAUCGUCAACGUGUCAAAAGUUGGUCACAACCUAUUCACACUGACACCAUCCCAGUCAGUUGGAGUAGAGGCAGGUGACGUCAUUGGCUGGUCUGCCAAUAGCAGUGCAGGAGAUCUUGCUUUUGAAAARUCCGCUGACCCGGAAUACUUCUAUCCACACUCAAGCUUUGACAUCACCGCUGGCUCAACGCUUAAAAACGUUUCACCGGCCACUCGUUUUGAUAUAAGUCACGUGGUCAAAGCGCACUUAAGUCAGUCUUCGUGUGCUUCAAAAGACUUUGUGUUUGAUAAAGGAGAUGUUUACCGGGUUUCGAUUGAGAUUGAGAAUAUACUGCCUACUCAUAGCAAUAAGAAGAUYGAUAGUUGRAUGGUGUACGUACAGGUAGGUUCCUUGUCGUAUCUUGUGGUACCUUUGACUCUCAAAGCUUACUUAGCCAUCUCUUCCUUUAUUCCCCUUCCUUACGGUACUUGA
This is a messenger RNA of Exaiptasia diaphana, 1652 nucleotides long. RefSeq lists its product as uncharacterized. The transcript has 7 exons. Bases 288 to 1652 code for a protein of 454 amino acids. NCBI's taxonomy places the organism in Eukaryota, Metazoa, Cnidaria, Anthozoa, Actiniaria, Aiptasiidae. The record is from RefSeq and is a predicted model, not a curated record.